UGGCCGGAUUGUCAGUCGUGACCAGGUAGUGGCGGCAAGCGGAUGUUAACCGAUUCAAUUUUCACUGUCAAAGUUGAAGUAGAACGUGCCGAUUGCAUUCAUUCUGAUUGAAAGUAUUUCGUUUGAACACUCAUUCCUGGCUACGUACGUUACCAGAGAGAAAAGUGUUGGAUUUCAUUAGACGUACGGCGUGCACCUGCCGUGUUUCGGAACUUGUUGUUGUUGUUUGAGAGGAACAUCAUUCGUUAAUAGCUACUAUUAUAUUUCUCAAACGUAUUGGACUUGGAAAGUUUUCCGUAAAAUGAGAAAAUACUACAGCAAUAAGGAUUCGAAAAUUGCCUUUAUGGGAUAUUAACUUUCGUGAGUUUUAGCAGUGAAAGUUGUGCUCUCAAGUUCUUUGUUAUUCAUUGGUAAAUUGAGUUUACCUCGUGCUAUACGUACUGUACAUCAGAAAAACAAGGGGGGGAAAUCUGUUACAAGCAUUGACGAUCAAGCAAUUGUUCAAAAGAAUAAGAGCUGUCACAUGCUCUGAGGAAACAUAAUAAUUUGUCACGUGUUUUGAUUGGCGCCUUAGCCGAAAUCUAGAGCCAAACGAAAAUUUGAUCCAUCGCCAAUCAACAGCUUGCUUCAGAACGGGAAGACAUUAACGGAAACGCAGAAAAGGAAAUCGAGUCACAAAUCAUCGCGUAUCGGCGAUGGUUUUGAAAGCUCAACAACUGGCCAGCCACCCGUUGGUCCGCUCCCCCGCUAUGUCGAAAGAGGAGGCUGUAGCCGCCAUCCCAAAUCAGCCUGCGAGGCAGCCAUUUCGACGUGUUGCCUUGGAUCCAACACCAGUGCUGAUGCUCUUCGUUUGUCUCCUCUUUUCGCUACUUGGGACCGAAGCGACGUCAAUGUGUGGAGUUCCAGGUCGUGCCGAUAAUGGAACUCAAAUAUCGCUGUAUCCUGCAGCGCUUUAUAAUCCUGGCCAGAAAGCGGAAUAUAGUUGCCAGCCAGGUUUUGCUUUGCUAGGCGAUUCCACUCGUACCUGCCAAAAUGACGGAUCAUGGUCCGGCCGUCGGCCUCGUUGUGUUGAUAAUUUGGCCUACAAAAAAGCCGUUGCCUCCUCACGCGUCGUUAAUCACUACCGGCCAGAUCUGAUCGUAGACGGCAACCCAAAAUCUUGCAUUUACCUGGACACGAGAGUCGGCGACCGAUUCAUUCAGAUUGACCUGAAGAAAAACCAUUUGAUCAGUGGUCUCAUCCUGCACGUGCCAGAUGGCUUUGUACAAGAAUUGACGGUGUUCAUAGCCGAAAAGUUGGAAUCUGCCCCCGGCAUCCAAUAUCGCAGGUGUACCCCGAGAUUAUCGCAAGUUAAUUCCCCCAAAGUACAAAUUGAGUGCCGGGGAGAGGACGGACCCAUUGCAGUUCCUGGUCGUUUUCUUCACAUCCGUGACGAGCGACAAGUGCACGAUUUCUAUUUUGCUUUGUGUGAAAUCGAAAUCUACGGCUUGCCAGACGCGCCGAUGGCUUGUGGUCUACCUGAUCUUCCGGCGUUUGCAGCUCCAGCCAAUCAGAGCCAAUUGUUGGAAGAGAAACAUGGACACAUUUUCUCGCCAACUUGCCAAGCCGGAUUCGUUUUACGCGGAUCGAAAGUGUUGCGAUGCGUAGAUGGCAAUUGGAUCGGGAGCGAGGUCACCCAGUGUGUCGCUGUGGAAUGCCACCCGCUGGUUCCUGUGAUUAACGGACGAAUCGAUUUAUUUCCUACACGCGGUUUGAGUAACAACAGUUUUAACAGCGUUGCUCGAUAUCGCUGCUCGGAUGGCUACAUGAUAUUCGGGGGUGACGCCGCGAGAACUUGCGGUCUCGAUGGUCUCUGGACUGGUAGUCCGCCUUUUUGUCGACCUACUGAUUGCCAAUUACCUCGUCCCAUUUCCAACGCUCUCUACAAUCUGGUAGACAACCAUACCAAACCAGGAGCCAUCGCCCAGUAUACCUGUUUCAAUGGAUACGUGCCACAAAGAAUUCUGGCGGACAAACCUCUUCAAACUGCGAUCGUGUGUCAGCAAAGUGGCGUCUGGAAGGAGGGAAAUUUUCACUGCGCUUUGAGAACAACAUAUUAUCCGCCGGUCUCCAUUUCGUUUUCCACAACAGCAGACAAUAUGAGCAGUGAAACGACGCAAGAGCCGAUAAUGCCCGACCAUCCCGACCCAUCGAGCAGCACCACUGCUCGCGUGCAAACCUCGUCGAUUAAAGAAAUAGAAUUCGUCAAACCAGUUCCGGUAACAACCUCGGUCGUCGAGCUGAUGGAAAAAGACGUGACCCCAGGAACCGAUUCCAGCUUAGGUAUCGCCAGUAGUACGGACGCAUCAGAAAAUACGGCAUCGACCGGAACAGCGAUAGCGGCAACAGGAUUUGUCGCCGCUUUUAUCAUCGUCUUCUUGAUGGUCGUUGUUGGCGUUGCCCUCAACCUGUGCAGAAUGCGGACUACGUUUGAAAAAGCAAGAAAACGUUUCCUGCAGGUAUCAAGCAAUCUGUUGCUGAUCCACACUUCAGGUUCUUCCGCAAAGGAAGCCGUGUGCAAAACUGCCGGCAAUGGAAGCGCGAAGCGUCAAACAGUCGUCAAAGCCGAAUGCGAACCUGUCUACAACGAAUUAGAUGAUAGUUUCGCCCGAGAACCAGACGAUUCUCACGCCAGAGCUUCAUCUUCGUCGCUCAGUUCAGAGCAGGAAAGCACUUAUUUGGACAUUGAUCUCGACAAAGACGUCGAGGAAGGGAAUGAUUCUUUGCAGCACUGCACGGAAAAGUCAAUGCUACCGUACGGAUCGCAUCAAAGUGAAUCGUCUUUUACCGAAUCGAAACCGUCGCUUACAGCAGACGAAAUCGUGCUUCUCUACGCCAAGAUAGACAAAACGAAGAAAACGAAAAACCGAGUCUGUGGCAACGAUGGUGAAUCAUGUCCUGUUUCACUUGAUUCCACCACUUGUAAGGCGGACAUCGACAAUGAAUUACAACCAGGUCGUGUCAACAAAUCACUCUCUAAAUUCGGGGAUUUUCAUCCGAAAAAAGUCAAUGAACUGCAAUUGCCGAAAAGUGUGGUGAACGUUUCGCUGAACGAGUUUGUUGCUGAACAUUCGCGCAUUCAUUGCAAAGAGAAGAAUACGACGGCGUGUGGACUGGAGUGCAGACCAUUGCCAGCUUUGCCUAGCCAGAUGGGGAAACACACAUCAGCCAAGAUAAACGAAGCUAUGAUGGAACACAAUGACGAAUCUGAUAGUCAAAAUAUCUACGCCACCCUUCCUUUAAACAAAUCAUAGUCAACAUCCCUCUUUCAUCCUUCCGCUUUUGUCGUACGUCAACAUUUUGAACAUAUUUUAAAUUUGGUUAUACUGUACUGUACCACAUACACACAGAACUAUAUUUGUAUACCAUUAGGCGAAUAAUUGUACAAAACUGAAAAAUUGAAAGGAAUACAACAAGUAAUCAUCAAUAAUGUCAGUUACCAAAGAGACAAAUGAAAAUGUCUGCUAAAAGAUGGAAAAUACAUUAAUCAAAAUUUCGAAGCCAAGAGAAAAAUGACGGCCGUUUUACUCUUUCGGCUACUGAAUAAUGCACACUGAAAAAUUAAUACCAAAACGAUUCCAGAAAAUGUACCGUUUUUCAAAUUUUAUGAAAGUAAAUAAACGGACAAUCUUGA
Daphnia magna is the source of this 3673-nucleotide messenger RNA. RefSeq lists its product as uncharacterized. The record is from RefSeq and is a predicted model, not a curated record. Bases 696 to 3293 code for a protein of 865 amino acids. The transcript is spliced from 13 exons. NCBI's taxonomy places the organism in Eukaryota, Metazoa, Arthropoda, Branchiopoda, Diplostraca, Daphniidae.